UGACGUAUUAAAAAAGUCUCUGAGACGUAUCGUGAGGAACUAGUGCGAGUUUUUAGGAUGAUUAUUGUCGAGUGAAACUAUCAACUUGUGUAAUUUUUCAGCAUUGAAUUUGGUGAAAUUUGAAAGGAACUGCAUUGAGAUCUGAAUUUACCAAGGUGUUUUUUCGAGUAAGGUAAGUCUAGAUUUAGUGAACGGAGAUGGGUGACAAAGGUGGAACCAGCACAGCCGUGGCACAACCAAUGGCAGCGCAGCAGUCACAACCGGCACAGGCCCAGCAGGCCGCUCAGCAAGGCUGGAUGUACAAUUACCCGUCAGGAAUGUACAACGCAGCUUAUCAUGCGCAAUACGCGCAGUACUACAACCAAUACUACCUCCAGCAAUACGCUCACAUGCAGCAACAACAGCAACAGCAAAAUCAAUCGCAAGGGAACGCGAUCCCCGGCACGACGGCGUCAGUCAAUGCCCCGCCCGGUUUCAGUAAUGCUGUUAUCCUGAAACCCGACGAAGGUCAAGGGAAUAAUACAGAUGGUAUGCCCCCGUUACCGCAGGGUCCACCGCCGAACAGUUCGCCAAGUGGUAUGGGCAACUUUCUGCAAAGACCUGCUUUCUUUCCGCAACAGCAAAAUGCAAGCACUCCGAAAAAUCAAUUUGGUGGCAUUCGAUUCAAUUUAAAUCAGCAGAAGCGUUUGAGUGCGCCCAAUCCACUCCUCAAUUCUCCCAACAACAGUCUUCCAAAUGCAGGGAAUGUGAUGGCUAACGGGAACAAUGGAGUUGUUGGUGCCGGGGGCGGCGGCGGUGGUGGCGGUAAGAAGAAACGUAAGCGAAAUAAGAACAAGCAAAAUCAGCAGCAGCAGCAGCAACAACAACAGCAGCAGGCAAAGAACCAACAUCAGAACAACAACAACAGCAACAAUUUAUUCAACACGAGUAUCCCUCCCCCCAUCAUCACUCCCGACCUCUCCAAACCUCCUCCGCCGAUCCCAGCGUACGAGUCUCUAUCACAAUCCCAGUCUUUUGCACAAAACAACUCCCAGAACAGCCCUUCCAUGAACCAUAGUCAACAACAGGACCAACAGCAACAACAACAGCAGCAAUCGACAUUUAAAAAGCCAAAUCCCUUCAAUAACCCGACUGAUGCGUGGCCCGAGAGCCUUAACAACUAUGUGGCGCGGUGCUAUGCCAAAUGUGAAACGGAUUUGGAUAAAGAUCAAAUUGAUAUUUGUCUAAAGGGAAAGAUUACGGCAGCGGCGAACAAAGGUGAAUUGUGGACCCGUGAUUGGGACAAUGAACCGAUUCCAAGCGUUCAUAGCGAGCGCAGCGCUCUCGUCCCCAAGGCGCCUUCAAUUGGGUAUUUGGCACAAUAUCAGAAUAUCAUAAUGAAUAAUAAUCGUGGGAAGAAAGGACUGUCUAAGAGUAUGAAUGCACGACUGGGACAGCGAGCUUCUUCGAGAAGAUCUACAGAUAAUAGCCGGUCGAGAUCACGGUCUCCCGUUUCCAGCAAGUAUUCCUCGUCUAGACGCCGAACGCGAUCUCGAAGCAGUUCAAGCAGUCCCCGACGUAAAAGUCGUCGUCACUCCUCUUCUAGUUCUUCUAGCCGCGAAGAUGAAAAUGACUUCAUCCCGCUUGAAUCGUCUUCUUUCAAGAAAUCUAAAAACAUUCAAAAAAAUAAGAAACAACCAAACAAAAAAGCAGCUUUCUAUGCCUCCUCAAUUGGUGGAGCCGUAGAAGGUGAUUCGGCGCGCCUACAACAACGUGCAGCACGUUUCAGUCAGAACAAUUCAAAGAAAUCCGUUGUUUCGGUAGCGAGUCCAUUGAAUAAGAACAAGAAAAAGCAACAGCCACGAUUCUUUGUUGAUGAAUCGGCUGUCGAUUGUAAUUUGGACUUGAGUGAUUUUCAUAUUGUUGGUACAUGUAGGAAUUUGGAAAAAUCUUUCUUACGGUUGACCAAAGCUCCGUCACCGUCGGAAGUUCGUCCCGCCGAGGUUUUGGUAUUUUCGUUGCAGAAUGUUAAGAAUAAGUGGGUGGAAAAGCAGGACUAUCAUUAUGCGUGUGAUCAGUUGAAAUCGAUAAGACAGGAUUUAACGGUACAAGGCAUUCGAGACAAAUUCACUGUGGAAGUUUAUGAAAUUCAUGCCCGCAUUGCGAUGGAAAAAGGCGAUCAUGAAGAGUUCAAUCAGUGUCAGACACAACUGAAAAUGCUCUACUCAGAAAUUGGUGGAGAAAAUAUUUUAGAAUUCACCGCAUAUAGGAUAUUGUAUUAUAUUUUCACGAGGAAUACAUUAGACAUUACAACAGUCCUCCGAUCGCUAACAGCAAAACAAAGAGAAGAUGCUGCAGUAGCGCAUGCCUUAGAAAUACGCUCGGCAUGGGCAUUGGGUAAUUAUUGUAAAUUCUUUAAAUUGUACAAAACAGCUCCUCUGAUGGCUGGAUACCUAAUUGAUUGGUUCGUCGAUCGGGAGCGCAAGGUGGCGCUGAAGAACAUUAUCAAAGCUUAUCGUCCGAAUAUUGGUGUCGAUUUUAUCGCUCGAACAUUGGCUUUCGAUUCAACGGAGAAAUGUAAUGAGUGGCUUUCGUCGUUCAGUUUAGCCUACGUUGGAACAACGAACGAAGUAAUCGAUUGUAAAAAUAGCAUGAAUGCGCUGCCGAACAUUUGAAUGAAUCGUUAAUUAGUUGUGCUUUGAUAAUGAGCACAAAAAUCGCCCCCAAACAAAAAAAAAACGCAUAAAUCGCGGGAUAAAUCCGGUUUCGUCUACCCAAAUGAGAAAUCAUUUAAACCAUAAUUCGUGAAUCAAAACGAAAUAAUGAAAAAGUUGUUGCUGUUGUUGUUGCUGCCACAUGGGAGCCGUUGUAUGCCAUCAAAUGAUUCCAUCACUCGAAACCGAAUUUGUAAAAAAUCAUCGCCAUGACGGGAACAUGCCACAAGAGAAAAUAAUAAGAAAAUAGUACAAAUUAAGAAAUUAGCACUGAGUAAAUCUAGAAAUAUAUUAAGUCUCUGGUUUUGGGGUUCGCAAGUUACGCAAACCUUGAGGGUGUGCGUAUAUGGACUCUUUUUAUACUGGCCACUUGUGCUCCUACUAAGUAGGAGGUAAGUGGUCUUGAUCAAGCGAAAUGAACUUUUACUAUUCAUGUAUAUAAUUUCAUUUUUAUUCACCAUCAAUUUUAUGAUUGGUUUCGCGUCGAGAGUGUGUCGUGUAUAGUUUUAUUUCGUAUGUAAUCGUGCGUAUGUGAGAUUGCCUUCGACAAGGCAUGGACUUUUUUCAAAGUUGAUAUUAUUUUCUAGAGAAAAAUUAGGAAGCUUGCCAAUUUAAGAAUUUCUUCAUCUUGUGGACUAAGUUAUUGAUAUUUGAUCUGGCAUAUUUUUAAGUUUUUGUCGUGUUUAAUGAAUAGACUUCUUGCAAAAUUGGUGCCGUAAAUAGGAAUCGUAAAUUUAAGCGCGAGUGUGAUCGGGUUUAGCUUUUUAAAUUAAUCAUGUUCGGCGAGAGUUUUAAGGUUGUCGGGAAACGCGUGGUCUUUAAAUCGAUAUCGAUUAGUUUCGGGUUCGUGUGGUCAAUGGAGAGGCAGCCGACAGAAAGUCUCAACGGCAGGAUUGGAUCUUCAGCGGAAGGAGUUAGUAGGAUGUGGAUUUUGGUGGUUACUUCAGCGGAGGAUCGAACGAAGCAGCUGUUUUAUAUCAAAUUCGAAUGGAUUUCUCUAAACAAGUUUUUAUUCAUCCUUUUAUGUCAAGCGAAUGGACAUAAAUUGAGGUGUUGCCUUGGUGUCAGAAAAUUAAUGGGAUAGACAAAAAACAAUUGCAAACAAUCUGGAAAGUGUGUAGUGGCUGUUUUCAUGGCCUGGAGGAUCGAUUAUUGCGGAAUAAUUGUGGCAUAAUUUGCGUACCUUAUUCGUGCACCUUAGGCUUAUUCAAGCAAGCACUUUUCGAAGUUGUUUUCAAUGUAGAGGUGAAAUCUUUGCCUCAUGGAGUGACAAAGUCCUUUGCGGAAACAAGCGGAAAUUGGAACGACCAAGGUGACACCGCAGGAAGUACUUGGUGGUGCAAAAUAAUUUUUUGACUUCAGUUAAUCACGAAUAAGCAACUACGCACGCGAUUCAGAGCCACAUAAAAAUAAGUUACACAUUGCGGAAGUCAACGAGUUUUCGGAGAUUGUAAAGCAUUGAAAACAUUAGAGGAAAUGAUCGACCACCAUUUUAAGCUAAUUCAUAAAAUGUCCUUAAAAUCGUUUUCCAAAGGGUGCUCGCAAAGUGAAUUUUAAUUUCAUGUGGAAACAGAGGCACACCAACUACUAUAGCGUCGAAUAUUCAGUUUUGAUUGUAUGGGACGAAAAACACUUCACAGCCUCUUGCAAUUGUAUUCCCCAACAUCCCAAACGAAUAGAAGACACAAUUUUCUAUUCAUUUGAU
Messenger RNA from Hermetia illucens (black soldier fly), 4398 nucleotides. RefSeq names its product leukocyte receptor cluster member 8 homolog. The record is from RefSeq and is a predicted model, not a curated record. The coding region runs from base 198 to 2654 and encodes 818 amino acids. The transcript is spliced from 6 exons. NCBI's taxonomy places the organism in Eukaryota, Metazoa, Arthropoda, Insecta, Diptera, Stratiomyidae. Gene Ontology annotation, cellular component: nucleus.